AUGGUUGCCAUGUCGUUCGCUAUCUUGAACACAUGGAUCGCCAUUGCUGGAACCAUGGGCCUGGUGCUCCCUUCUGGAGGCGCGGUUUCCCUUAUCUACGGCUUCAUCUUUUGCGUCCUCUGCAACUUUGCCCUCGUUAGUAGCUUGGGAGAGCUGACAGCCAUUUGGCCCACCGCCGGAGGCCAAUACCACUUCGUCUACGCGCUGUGUACCGACUCCUGGAAGAACCUCAUGAGCUUCUUGGUUGGCUGGGUCAACAUUGCUGGCUGGCUUACUUUGGUGACGACGGAAGGGUUUUUCGGCGGUAUGCUCUCCCUCUCCCUAUCUCCAUCUCCAUCUACUCUCCGCGUCCCCCGUAUCGAUAUCGAGAUCAACUUGAGGUUUUAUUUUGCUGACUUUUUCCAAACAAUAGCACAAUUCAUCUCUGCCGCAGCCGUCAUGGCUUCAGGUGGCAAAUAUCAAGCCGAGCCUUGGGCAACCUACUUGAUCUUCCUCGCCAUGCUUACAUUUGCUACCAUCCUCAAUAUAUUCGGCAACAAGAUCUUGGGCCAGUGGAAUAAUGUCGCAUUGUAUUGGUCGAUCCUCAGCGUGGUCAUUAUGUGCGUUGUCCUGUUGGCAACCUCUGAAAAGACAGAUGCGAAGACGGUAUUCACUGAGUUUCAAAACGAAACUGGAUGGCCUAAUGGCGUCGCUUGGAUAUUGGGCAUGCUUCAAUCUGCCCUUUCUCUCAUCGGCUUCGACGUUGUUCUCCACAUGACGGAAGAGAUGCCUAAUCCUAGUAGAGACGCGCCUUUGGCCUUGGUUUAUGCCAUCGGAGUUGGCGGUACCACUGGAAUAGCUGUUGCUCUUGUCGUCCUGUUCUGCCUCGUCGAUCCAGCAAUCGUUCUAGAAUCGGAGACUGGCUUGCCCAUCGUCGACAUGAUCUACCGCGCAACCGGUAGCCGAGCAGCUGCAACCGUCAUAGCCCUGAUGCUCAGCGUGUGCUUCGUAAACGGCACCAAUGGAUCAACGACGAGCGUGAGCCGAUUGCUAUACUCCAUGGCCCGAGACAAGGGCAUCUUCUUCCACGAAUUUUUCUCUCACCUCCACCCGAAAUGGAACGUACCCAUCCGCACCAUCAUGCUUUCUUUCGUCUUCAAUGUCCUCUUCGGCCUGCUCUAUCUCGGCCCAGCAGUUGCCUUCAAUGCCUACAUUUCCUCCUGUACCAUCUUCCUUAAUGUAUCAUACGCCUUCCCCGUCAUCAUGGUACUCAUCAGAGGCAGGAAGGUUCUCGACCGGUUUCAGACUGCCGAGACACCGUUCAAACUCGGAAAAAUCCGUGGACUUAUCCUCAACUGGAUAUCUGCCACAUAUGUCGUCUUCAUAUCUAUUUUCUUGUGUUUCCCUCCUGGCCUUCCGGUUUCUGCCAAUCUCAUGAACUACGUAACUGCCGUUAUCGGAAUAUUUGCCGUGUUUAUCACGAUAUAUUGGGUAGUAUAUGGCAAGACAUUCCAAGGACCUCAUUUCGACGAAAUCAUAGGUCAAAACAUGGCAGACCAGGGUAUGGUUGUACAGGGAGAUUUGAAAAAGGACCAUUCGAGCAAAGCGAGCAAGGAGGAAUUGGAGCAUGCCCAUGGCGCCUGA
Messenger RNA from Scedosporium apiospermum, 1623 nucleotides. RefSeq lists its product as uncharacterized. Bases 1 to 1623 code for a protein of 540 amino acids. The record is from RefSeq and is a predicted model, not a curated record. Gene Ontology annotation, molecular function: transmembrane transporter activity. NCBI's taxonomy places the organism in Eukaryota, Fungi, Ascomycota, Sordariomycetes, Microascales, Microascaceae. Gene Ontology annotation, cellular component: membrane. Gene Ontology annotation, biological process: transmembrane transport. The transcript is spliced from 8 exons.